AUCCCACAAAUAAACCCUAUAAAUUGAAUUUUUAUUUUUAUAUGUCUUAUAAUUUCUAUACUUACGCUAUCCCUAACCUUAUUCUACACCCCUUUUAAACAAAAAAUUUCAAACUCCACAAAUAGAACUCUUAUAAAUCCAAAUUUUAAAUUAAAAUGAUAA
Molecule: messenger RNA, 162 nt
Organism: Galendromus occidentalis (western predatory mite)
Lineage: Eukaryota; Metazoa; Arthropoda; Arachnida; Mesostigmata; Phytoseiidae
Source: the annotation of a RefSeq genome assembly